Molecule: messenger RNA, 446 nt
Organism: Aspergillus fijiensis CBS 313.89
Lineage: Eukaryota; Fungi; Ascomycota; Eurotiomycetes; Eurotiales; Aspergillaceae
Exons: 1
Coding region: 54-224 (56 amino acids)
Source: RefSeq, a predicted model, not a curated record
CCGAACGCCGAGAUGGCAUCACAACCACAACCACAACCACAACAACCAAAGCAAUGAUGAUACCUGACAGUGCCCUCACCGAAGCCAGCGCCGCCCCUCCCACGACCGACCAUGCCCCCCAACAAGGUCGCGCAAAGCCCACCGAAGACACACCUACACAACCCCCGGCACGCCCCAUCCCCAUUCCACCACCUUCACAACCCUCACCCCCCCCAUUUAUCUAACCCUUCUUCUCCAUCUUCGGCAUCCUCGCCCAACUAGGCCUACCAUCCCUAACCCUUUACCCCUGGGCCCCAAGACGCUGUCGUCUUCGCCCCGCUCGGCUGCGGGACGCGCUACUACGUACCUUUCCCGAUGGCGGAAUGCGUGGGUGCCUGCGUUCCCCGCUGGGGACGUUCGUGUUGGGGUUUUUUUUGGGAUUUUUUGUGGUUAUUGCCUGGUCCUUG